Molecule: messenger RNA, 4169 nt
Organism: Amoebophrya sp. A120
Lineage: Eukaryota; Dinophyceae; Syndiniales; Amoebophryaceae
Source: the annotation of a GenBank genome assembly
GGCGUUCAUGUCGGAGAUGUGCAAGCAGCUUUCCCCCGACCAACGGGCGGCACACGAAUUGGCCAUGCGGGAGUUUGAGAAGACGGGGAAGUUUCCGUCUGGCGCCGUCCGGUGGCAGCAGGUCCGGCUUCCGGACUCUGCGCAGCAGAUGUUUCAAAAAGCGGUGCGACACAACCAGCAAAGCGGACAUUUGUCGACGGAAGAAGCGGAGACAAAGGCAGCGGUGCAAGUCGUGGAAAGCAUGUUCCUGCAGGUGCAGGAACCUACCAGGAAGAACACGUCGAAAGCAACGAGCAGUAUUAAGAAUCAUGCGCGUCGUGGUGGCGCGAAUCAAUGUCAAACAACUGAAGUACAGCAAAAAACAACAACGAAGAUCCACCUCAAGGCCGCCGGAGCUCCGUUGCGCUUGCAAGCAGCAGAACAAAAGACGAAAGCUAUUAUAGGAAACGCCGCCCCUGCCUCUGGUGCUGAUGGUUUUAUUACCUCGUCGGAGAGGGUUGUUGACAAAAAUGUUCAUGUUGGCAAGAAAAUCCCCACUACUGCACUUGACCAAACCUACGUCAACGUCAGCAGCACAACUACUUCCUGGGGGCACUGCAUGCCGCCCACGAUACGAGUAGUCACGCCCGAAGACGUAGCGAAGAUGAAGCGCGAGAAGUUGAUAGAUCCGCAAGAAGAUCAUGACAGUAAGAGAGGGAAGGGUCGUCGUGUGCAGCAGCCACCAAAAUCUCCUCCUCCAAAAGAAGCACAACUACAAAAAUCGCCACAAGUACACCAAGCGCAAGCUCCUGUACAACCUCCCGAGCAGCAGUUAUCUGCUUCCCUCGCGUCUUCGGCUUGGAGAGCCACUGGUGCUGGCCUCGCGUCGUGCCCCCCAACGUCCUCGGUAGUGGUACCCAGCUACUGCCCAGAUAUCCUGACAGGCUUCACGAUGGGCUUGGCAUCGCGUCAGCAGGAGAGGACCGAGAUGUUGAACAAUCUGGUCGUGCCAAACAAGCAACUAUCAACAUCCAGCCCGUUCUUGUACGCGCAGGAAACAUUUUUGUCACUCCCUAGUACAACACCAGACGGAGCUGGUGUUUGCUCUUCCUCAUCCGCGAACGGAGAACUUAAAAAGAAUCAGGAUGUUCAAAGAGAGAAGGCAUACGAGAUCACGAAGGAGCAAAAAGAGGAAGCACGCAGUUCCAAUCAUGACAGCGCGGUCGUGAAGAAGAGCUUCCACACAACGGCAGACUUUCUGGAAAAGCAGAAGAGCUUCGCCUCCCCUGCAGCGUCCGUGAUGCUGGAGGACGUCGCGACGAAGCUGGUGCAACAAAACGCCGGGCUGGAAGAGGUGGCGAAAACAUAUCCAUUGCGCAAAAGAGUUCUUUUAUCCUGUUGUACAUUGUUUGUACGAAGCACGAGGCUUUGGUUUUGCCUUUAGUCCAGUUUGCAGCAGCGCAUAAAAUUCAAUUUUCAGAAAUUUGUCAUGCGCGCCGUGCUUCUACGUAGAUAAUGAUCAGUUGUGAUUGAAUGCUAUUGCUUUCUGCAUAGUUCCUUCAGCGAUGCGAUUUACGAGGCAACCGGGUACCGAGCUAGCUUAGACGAGAUCCGGGAAGAACUGAAGAAGCAGGUCCCCUGUCCUUCAAGCGAGAUUGAUACUCAACAUGUGGCAGCAGCUACUUCUGGCAGGUCCGUUUCUGCGACUUCUGCUCCACCGGUGGACCAAAGGAGCCGGCGAGGGGCGACAGCUGCCCCCGCAGAUGAAAUUGAAAAUGAUCGUUCGAAGCCGUGCAAAAUAAAGACGCCAGAGGAGCCGACGGUUGUCAAAACCGCGGAAGUAGAUCUAAAUGUUGACCACGUUCCAACUUCGAGCGCAGCCAACAUCAAGUCCGGCGGAAAAAAGAGGAAGAAAAAGAAAAAGAAGACGCACAAGACCACAGACGAAGGAACCUCUCUGCGCGAGCAGCCAAAUGGGUUUCCGAGACACGACGAUGCGAUGGUUUUAUCUCGAAAAGAUCUUCCUGUAGCUGCCACAAGCGGCCGCGCAGAGGAGGAAGAAAAACUGCCUGAGCAGCCUACAAGAUCAAAAUUGUGCAACAAGAAUGACUCCCUUGUUUACGUCGAGGGUCUGGAAGAAUUAUCGACCGUCCAAGGACUACUAGAACAGGAGCUGCAGAUCGUGGAUGAAAUUCUGCAGCAUCACGACGUGCGACGGACAAACACCACUAUAGCUGCAUCUUCUACUUCCCGUACUAAUAAGGACUCCUUCGAGGGCGCGGCCUCAGGAGUAGUAUCGCCUGCGGUGGCUACAGGUACAGAGUUACCAGGACCUCCUGGUGCAAGAACUACGUUUAUGGAGGAGGAUAAAGCUGGAGACCCUUUGAAGAUGUGCUCGCUGGAACAAGAAGAACAGCGUCCUCACGCCGGUACGAACUGUGCUGUCGGGGAGGUGGAGGAUGUUCGAGCUGCUCCAAGCAGUACGAUGAAAAAUAAUAGAUGCCUCCCAACUACGCACGAAGCGGAAACUUCCCCCGGAUCAGUCUUGCACGACGAUGAAGAGGAGCCGGCAGAGAUGUCCAUGGACACAGAAUUGUCUUCGUCCACUUCGCACGUCGAGAUCAUUGUACCGCACCAGGACUAUAAUGUUUCGCCGGCAGUCAGUGAAAUUAACGUGGAGGUGGGACGAGGAAACCUAGAUCGCUACAACCCGACGCGUGAUGUUGACGAUCUGGAGGACCUUCAUCCACCGGCGAGAAAACGGCAUUGCGCGCCGGGAGAAACCAGAUCUAGGUCGUAUUCUUCCGCGGUCGAUCUAGAUGCUCUUCGCGUGGUUCAUCCUGCCGAGGCACGAACUAUUGAUGCCACAUCAAGUAGUUCAUCGGGCUCCGACAACCGGCACAAGGAAAAUAAGGCGUCGCUGGUUUAUAACACAGAGCAGAUACGACAAGCUUCGAUGGACGACGAGCGGAAAAAUUGUGCAGCUAGUACACGACCAGGUGCGAACAUGUCAAGUUCCGCCUCGGUUGAAAAUGACGAUGCGGAGGAGGACCGCGACCAGCUGGGACAUUACGACAGUCGACAGGAGGGAACAGAAAUCGAUACAGCAGCGGCGCAGGCACUUCCUGUAGUAGAAGGGCCUGGGGACAACAAGCGAAGGGCAGUAGACCAGAGUCGAGAAGAGGAGCACCAGGCUCGUGGUUGUACUACAACUGCUCGUGUGUGCGAGUGGGACGAAAUGUUCGCGGUGGAGGAAACGAGGGAGCGAACGAAUCCCGAGCCACGACAGCACCAGAGAGAAACCACAGCACAUCUUGACUGUGCACGUCAGCCGUCUGUUGGAAAAGAGCGUGACCAAGACGAGCAUCAGGCACUGAAUGUUGGCAAUGAAGUAGAAGAGGCAAGGUGCAACACGAAAAUCUACUCCGAAGGACCCUGCGACCCCUCAGUAUACGAGGAAGAUCAACAUCAUCAUCAAGACAACCCGGCGCAUGAUCACCACCUUGUCUACUCCCUCUGGGAGGAGGUUUUUGGGCUACCAUCCGAGAACGAGUGGACUGCGAUGCUGCGCGAGCAGGACCGGUUUUUCAGCGGGGAUAUACUACAUGGCGGGUUGGACGAGGAGCGCACGACAAACUUCUACCCAGAGCGCAGAGAUGAAAUGCUACGUGAGAUGAAGCACGGCGACGUGCUACCACAGCACAAUUAUACUAGUAACCUCCAAAACGCCUGUUAUGUUACCUUGUGCGACGCGCCGGAUAUUUCCUCGUCACCGCGGCGUGAACAAACGGAAGAACUUUUUGACUUAAAGGAUUCGUUGCAUGCUUGCCGCGAUGAGUUCGAGGAGGAGGAGCAGGGUGCUGUAGAAGUUAUACAACUUUGCCAGAAGACGAGAACGAGCAGCACGACGGUGCAAUCGGCGAACACUCAGGACUGCUCGACAACACCCCGUCAGAAGACGAUGGCAACCACGUUGAUUGACUGCUGGUGUGGCGUUUUGCGUUUGGUAUGGAGUUUGUGGAAAUAAACAACAGGAGCCGUGACGAGAAGAUCUGAAUUUGUUAUUAAUGCGGCUGUCAUGCAGGUCAAAUUUUGCCUUCUGUCCCGAACUGUAUUGUUCUGUACUUCCUUCCCUUCCAUUUUCAGCAGGAAGGAAGAACAAAGAAAGAAAUUACAGCGUGACUUUCAAU